Messenger RNA from Lingula anatina, 4756 nucleotides. RefSeq lists its product as uncharacterized. The record is from RefSeq and is a predicted model, not a curated record. Lineage: Eukaryota; Metazoa; Brachiopoda; Lingulata; Lingulida; Lingulidae. Gene Ontology annotation, molecular function: guanyl-nucleotide exchange factor activity. Gene Ontology annotation, biological process: intracellular signal transduction.
UCGAGCAGCGCGAUAUUUCAUUCUACUACCCAAACAAUGAGACAUGUUCGUUGAGUUUUAUGUCAAACAAACUUUUUAAAGGCAAUUGGAUUAUUCUGCAAUUGAAGUAACGGGAAAAAACAAGGAACUGAAUUAUAUCAAGACCUGUAAGCAGGAUAAGGUGGGGGAGAGAGUAAAAUGAGGAAGAAACACAUGAGUUAAGAAGCAGUGAUAACAUACAACAUGGAUUCACCUGAGCCUCAAGAUGAUGAUCUGAAAGAUGAGCUGGAAUUGGAUGAGCUCUGUUCCAGUAUGCCACAGCCUGAGACUGAGGGAGAAGAUCUGGCGGAACAGCUGACAGAGCUCCAGUCCAUGAUGUUGGAACUAAAGGAUGGAUUUGUCCACGCCAUGGAGGAACUCUCCAAGAUACAGAAUGGAGACACCGCUGUACAAGAGCGCUACGAGGCGUCCAAGGUGGAGCAGGAGAAACAGCUGCAGGACAUUAAGGAUAUGGUGAACUCACUGAAGGACCAGUUCCAGUCAGUGUCCAGCCAGGUGAUCACAGCUAAUGAGAACCAGACUCACCUGAGACAUCAGGUAGACAGACUCCAGCAGGAGAGAGAGGUGCUGCUGCAGGAGUUAGAGAGAUCUGGAGCCAUAUCUAACCAACUCAGGCAGAAGUUUGGUAAUGGACUCCAUUCUAGCGAUGCCAAUCAUGUGACCAGCGACCAUGACAGUGGGGUCGCCACAACGUACCGUCCAGACGUGUCUUCUCAUGGAGACGCAACGCCCCCUAUGAUCUCGCCCAUGGUCCGCCCCUUUAUAGCAGGCCUUCAGAAUGCUAACCGUCCUGAAGACAAUUUUGAAGAGAAUUAUGACUCAGAUUCAUCUCUGAUCGAGGCAGCCAAUAAGAGUUUGAAUCUCAGCCGUUCACUGGGUCAGAAGUGCCUGGAUGUUGACCCGUCCAACUCUAGUGAUGGCAGCGAUAAUGAGAAAGAAAAUGUUUCUUCUGCACAGGGUUUUUCAUCACCAAUGAACAGACACAAAAGUUCAUUUUCACCAAAGAAACUUCCACCUCAUGAAUUAUCGAUUAGAGAAACUCAGCGUUCCCGCGUUGCCAGGGAGCUGUUGGAGACGGAGAGGAAGUACUGUAGCAGCCUCUGGACCAUCGUGGACACCUACUGCCAGCCAAUCAAACAGUCCGGCUGUACUGGGGCCAAGGACAUAAGCCUUAUGUUCCCGUCCAGUGUGUCCAGACUGUACAGUCUUCACUGUAACUUGCUGCACAAACUGGAGGAGAAGCUACUCAACUGGAAGUGGCAGUGUGGGAUUGGAGAUGUCUUCUCACGGUUUACAGAGACUAAUUCUGAACUCCUGGGCACAUACAAGAUUUAUGUCCAUGAUUUCCCCACUGCUAUAGGGACCAUCAAUAAGUGGUACAGACAGUCCAGCAGGUUCAGGAAAGUACUCAAGACGUGUCAAAAACAACCAAGCUGUGAGGGUUUGGACUUGACUGCCUUCCUGCUGACCCCCAUUCAGAGGAUUCCCAGAUAUGUGUUGUUACUGAAGCAACUGCGUAAGUACACAGACCCUGAGCACCCAGACUAUUACUACCUGGAGUCCGCCUUGGAUUGUCUGGGGCACUUCUUGGCUCAGCUGAACAACUCCAUAGAGCACUCCAUGCAGCUGGUGGGGCUGGACGGGGGUGGGGCCAAACAACACAGGAAGCAGAGAAAUGCAGCCAGUCUGCGCAGGUCCAGCUCUAGCAGCCAUGAUGGUUUUCCUCUGUCCGGUACAACCAGGGACAGCGGUGUCCACUCUGUAGUAGACACACACGGAGGCAGGAGAUAUCAGUUGUCAGUGUUCAAGAACCCUGGCAGACAAGUAGGUCACCAGUCAGACAGCAGUGACUUUGCGAUGGACCCCCACUCUAUUCCUGUCCCGCGGGACAAGCACAAGUCUUCCCAUCACAUGAAUGGAGGCACUGCGAGCCGAGAUUCUACGUUUUCACACGACGGCCCAAAUUACAUCAAGAAUAAAAACAGGGACAAGCCACGCAAGUCAAAGAGCAAGAAGGGGCACAGGAAUGAGUUAAGUUUUGAAGCCUUGAGCACAAGUAAUGGAACAAGAUUCCACGCUGCAGAGGGGGAAGACUAUGGCAGUAAUGGACGGAAUAGGAGAAAGAAUCUCCGCUCUAAAUCUAUGGCUGAGCAGAUCUCAGAGACGAGUUAUCGUAGCAGACUGGCUGAGGGAGGAGAGGAGGACUAUGGCGAGGCAGGGACAGCAAGAAAGAAGCCCCACAGGUCCAAGUCCAGUACCAGACCUGCCAGUGACUAUCUCAGUAUCUCCAUGAGGGACCUGGUUGGGGAGACGUCUGAGGGGAGUCUGGAUAUGGAGAAAAUGGCCCCCGAUGGUGCCUCAUUUCACCGCAGCUUGCCUCGGUUACCUAAAGACUAUGGAAUAUAUGGAGAAGACGACAGUGUCAUAGACGAGCCUGCAUAUAUGCCCUCCAUGGCCACCAAGGAUGUCCCAACCAGGAAAGCUCAGAAACUGGGGCUUAUUCAGAAGUCCAAGAGUCACGGAGAUUUUCUUCAAGAGGACGCUGCCAGUCCUACUCAGUCUCAUCUGAACAUUGUUCUUGCCAGGAGUCUCACAGAAGCCCAUGUUAACAAUAUAGGAGAGUCUGGUAUUAUUACAGAUGGUGAGGCCAGUCCUUCACCUCUACGCAAACAUUCAAUGCAGGUCAACAGGACCGCCAUGGUCAGCCAGCAGGAGUUCCCGGACAGGGUGCGGGAAAAUGUCUGGAACGAUGACCCUGAGCAAAGUUAUGUUCCUCGAGACCCAUCACUGGUGAAAGAGGAGAAGGGAAGAAGAAGGAAGUUGAAAGAGAAGAGGAAAGAUCGUCAGAAGCAAGUGGUUGAGAACCUGGCGUCUCGUCCUGUCAGUGGAGGGGGGUUGAAGAAGAAGAGGUCUCUGAGGGAUUCUUUGAGGAAUAUUUUCUUUCGAAAGAGGGGUAAUUCUAGCAAGGUAGUGGAAAUCGACCCUCUAGGCCAGACAGUAGACCUUUCUUAUCUAAACCAGUCUGGGAGUUUUGAAGAGCCAGACAACGGAGAAAGUUAUGAAUUCAGUCGGACAUUUGAGGAUGAAAAUGGAGAUCCUUGCAGUGCAGUCUGAUCUCCACACACCUGUGCUAGAGACUCAAAGUUCAAGAGGCCAAAAUGAGCUCAUAAUUACUUCUACUAUGUGUAAGGAGGUAGAAUAUCUUUGUUAUAAAAUAGCAUGUUUAUAUGGGAAUAGGCACUGGGUGCUUCUAUUGUUUAUUAAGUAACAAAAGUUAACAUACAGUUUAUUUAUAUAUGUCAGUUUGUUUUGGAAAGAAUUGUUUUUAUUUCUUUGUCAGGUUUAAUUCUAGAACAUAGGUCAAACGACCACAGUGCUGUACACAGGAUCAGGUAGAUCUUGGAGUAAUGUCAUUUUAUAUGGAACAUCAGGCAACUUUCGUUUUUUGUCAAACUGACUGUUAGUUGUAGUCAGUUCACUAACUAUGAGCAUUUUUUAAAAUCUGUUCAAAAAUGUCAUUGUCUUAGACCCAACAAGUUGGCAGGAUUUUAAUGAAUUGCCUUAAAAACAAACAUUGUAUUUGACAGUUCAAGCAAUGAAUUAAGUGCAAUGGUUGACAAGAAAGAGGGGAACAUGUUCCCUAGUAACUGUUUGAAAAACUUUUAUUACAUCUUCAGAAAAAUAAGUUUGUAAAACUUUGUUCCCUUUUUAUUUGCCUGGGGCCUCAGCAGCUUGAUACUAUUUGGAUGAGGAUGAAUUCCUGAAAACUUGAUAUAUUGAAAUAUCUACAGAUUUUAUUGCAAGAUGUUAGGCUUGUUAAUUUUUUCCAUUUAUUUAUUUUUAUUCUUUUUUAAGCAGAUGGGGCUGAGAGCUAGCACCCAAAUGUUUCACGUCUUUAUUUAUACCAAUGAGAGGGGAAUCUGCAAGUAAAUAUAAAAGAUGAUGUGAAGAGUACGACCCUCCAUAGUGUUGUAUGUGAACUAGGCAAUACUAGGGUGACAUUUCAGAGAAAGCUAAGUCAUACUCACAUGUACCUCAACUAUGGUAUGCUAGCAUUUUUUUACAAUAAGAACAAUGUCACAUAUUUAAGAUGUUAUUAAUUACACUACAGCAAUAAAAAAAGUGUGCUGCAGUUUCAUAAUUGUGUUCUAACAAUACUCAAUGUUUUCUGGACUUUGUUCCCGUUUGCUUCAUUUUUAUGACACGAAUUGAGAAACUGACAAAUAAAUGAUGUGCUUUCUUUGUAAAUAUAUUUUACCAUAACUAAUUAAUCAAAAUGUAAGGUAACCUAAUUUUUGUAUAUAUUAUGAAUAGAUCUUCAAUCCCUCAUGUACUCUACAUUAACUUUAUUUCUCUCAAAAAUGCUGGCAGAUCAUGAAUGCUUUGAAGCCAUUUGUACAUUAUUAGAAUUAUUGCAGGUUACACUUAUUCAUGUUAUUGUGCUUACUAAUACUGUUAGAAUGAAAUUAAUUUAUUUGAAUAUAAUGAAAGGUAUUUAUUACUUUAUUGAAGGACCCGUCCGUUUUGAAACAAAGAAUUGGAAAGCAACUUUCCUUGCCAAAGAGAUUUCUUUUACAAUUGUGUUCAAGUUUUAGUGAUAUUUCACAUCCAGUAAGCUGAAACAGCAAGGCUACAUCUAUUGUUGUAUUAAUAUCAUUAAGUACCAGUAUACAUUUUAUGUUUUAGAUUGUAAAUAAAUAAUAACCAUGAGAUUAAA